Molecule: messenger RNA, 1998 nt
Organism: Glycine soja
Lineage: Eukaryota; Viridiplantae; Streptophyta; Magnoliopsida; Fabales; Fabaceae
Exons: 1
Coding region: 1-1998 (665 amino acids)
Source: RefSeq, a predicted model, not a curated record
AUGAAACUUGAUGUUCCACGUUUUGAUGGUUCAGACCCAUCUGGAUGGAUUUUUAAAAUCCAACAAUUUUUUGCUUACCAUUCUACCCCGGACUCGGAGCGCCUCACUAUUGCCUCCUUCUACAUGGAGGGGUCGGCGCUGGCAUGGUUCCAGUGGCUCAUGCGCAACCAUCAGCUCACGACGUGGCAGAGUUUUCUCGAGGCCCUUGACGCUCGCUUCUCCCACUCGCCAUAUGAGGACCCUACUGGGCUCCUCUUCAAGCUCACUCAAAUAGGAACGGUGACAGAAUACCUUACCCAAUUCGAGGCCAUUGCCAAUCGCAUCAUUGGGCUCUCCCUUUCUCUCCUUCUGAGCUGCUUCAUUUCAGGAUUGGAUCCUGACAUUCGUCGCGAAGUUAAAAUGCUUCAGCCUCUCACCAUGGUCCACGCCGCGGGACUCGCCCGACUCCAGGAAGAAAAGCUGGCAGACACCCGCCGUCCAUCACGACACCGAGCCACCCCAAGCCCUCAACCUUACUUUCCCCCUAACCCUCCGACCAUCCCUCUGUCUUCGCCCCCUCCGCCAACCCUACCCCUGUUACCCCCUCCACCCAAACCACCACCUAUACCCCUGAAGCACCUUACCCCGAUCGAGAUGGCUAGCCACCGCGAGCGGGGCCUCUGUUUUAACUGUGUCAAGAAAUUUAUGUGGGGCCACCGUUGUGCCUCACGCUUCUUCGUUCUCAUCGCGGACUCAGAGCCCCCAGACAACACCCCUCAACCCAAUUUAUCUCCCACACACCCGGACCCUAAUCUAAACCCGCAACCUGACGACCUAACCCAGCCCAAACCAACCCAAGCCCAAAUUAGUUUUUAUGCCCUCUCGGGUCAUUCCGCCCCGGAGACCCUACGGUUAUUGGGCCACAUCGGCUGUCAGCCCGUCGUGAUCCUUGUGGAUGGCGGCACCACGCACAACUUUGUGCAGGCUCGCCUCGUCCGCCACCUGGGCCUUACCGCCACCCCCACACCACCCCUGCGAGUCCUAGUUGGCAACAAGAACGAACUGGAAUGCCAUCUACUCUCCUCUGCUACCUCCAUUCGCAUACAAGGCCAUACCUUCAAAACAGACCUCCAUGUCUUGCCAAUUAGCGGUGCUAACGUCGUUCUCGGCGUCCAUUGGUUAAAAUCCUUGGGCCCUAUCCUGACUGAUUACAACACCUUAACCAUGAAGUUUGUUCAUAAUGGGACAAUCAUCGAGCUCAGUGGUGACUCCUCUAGUGAACUUCAAGCUAUCUCCCCACCUCAGCUCCGUUGUAUGCUCCACACGGACGGUGUCAGCGAAUUCUUCCAUAUUCGCGUUGAUACCUCCAUCCCUGACACUCCACACACACCACCUGAAAUUCAAUCCCUCAUCAACCAAUUCAACCCUCUUUUUCAAACUCCACAAACACUACCACCAUCCCGGCCCACCAAUCACUGCAUUCACCUCCACCCCUCCGCCACUCCUGUAAAUGUUAAACCUUAUCGAUACCCUUUUUCCCAGAAACAGGAAAUUGAGGCUCAAGUUACCACAAUGCUUCAGUCCGGCAUCAUUCGACCAAGCACGAGCCCCUUCUCGUCGCCGGUGCUCUUCGUCAAAAAGAGAGAUGGCUCUUGGCGUUUUUGCGUAGACUACAAAGCCUUAAACGCCUUGACAAUCAAGGACCGCUUUCCCAUUUCCACAAUCGACGAGCUUUUGGAAGAAUUGGGAGGCGCAAAAUGGUUCUCAAAGCUCGACUUAAUGCAAGGUUACCACCAAAUUCUCAUGGCGGAAUCCGACAUCGGGAAAACUGCUUUCAGAACGCACCAAGGUCAUUACGAAUUCCUCGUCAUGCCCUUUGGAUUGUGUAACGCACCUUCGACCUUCCAAGCAACCAUGAAUUCCACCUUUGGUCCUUACUUACGCAAAUUCGUCAUCAUCUUCUUCGAUGACAACCUUAUCUACAGCCAGUCAUUCCCGGAACACCUCGAACAUCUGUGA